Messenger RNA from Mesoplodon densirostris (Blainville's beaked whale), 399 nucleotides. It is a transcript of the gene RPS27, whose product is annotated as ribosomal protein S27. Gene Ontology annotation, cellular component: ribosome; cytosolic small ribosomal subunit. NCBI's taxonomy places the organism in Eukaryota, Metazoa, Chordata, Mammalia, Artiodactyla, Ziphiidae. Bases 85 to 339 code for a protein of 84 amino acids. Gene Ontology annotation, molecular function: structural constituent of ribosome; RNA binding. The transcript has 4 exons. Gene Ontology annotation, biological process: translation; ribosomal small subunit assembly. The record is from RefSeq and is a predicted model, not a curated record.
GUCACUUCCUGCGGGACGGCGGAUUUAAGGAGCAGGAUUUCCGCUUUCGCUCCUUUCCGACGGUGACGACCUCCCCACGAGAACAUGCCUCUCGCAAAGGAUCUCCUUCAUCCCUCUCCAGAAGAGGAGAAGAGGAAACACAAGAAGAAGCGCCUGGUGCAGAGCCCCAAUUCCUAUUUCAUGGAUGUGAAAUGCCCAGGAUGCUAUAAAAUCACCACCGUCUUUAGCCAUGCACAAACAGUAGUUUUGUGUGUUGGCUGCUCUACCGUCCUCUGCCAGCCUACAGGAGGAAAAGCAAGGCUUACAGAAGGGUGCUCUUUCAGACGGAAGCAGCACUAAAAGCCCCUGGAAUCAAGAUGAAUGGGAAACCAUCCCAAUAAACACAUUUUGGAUACGUCC